CAGCGUGUUCAGCAGACCGACUUGGCUGCGACUCUGGCGAUAGGGCUUGGCCUGCCAAUCCCAAAAACCAGUGUGGGCAGUCUGUUACUCCCAGUUGUGGAAAGAAAACCGAUGAGAGAACAACUGAGAUUUUUACAUUUAAAUACAGUACAGCUUAGCAAACUAUUAAAAGAAAAUGUGCCCUCAUAUCAAAAAGAUGUAAGGAACGACUCGUGGUUUUCAGCCGAACAGCGAAAGCACGGGGAGACCAUUCCGAGGUGGGAUGACUAGGAAGAGCAGGCCCGCAGGAUGCGGCGUUCACAGGGGAGCGGUUGGCUCUGAGGGGACCGUAAAUGAGGCGUUUCAAGGAGGAGGCAGUGAGCAGCUGUGUUAAUGCGGCUCAAGGUCAAAUCAAAUGAGCAGUUGGGGACUGAGCAUUCAUCUGGUAAGUGAGGUUGUCAGCAGCUUCGUUGGGGGCAGUUCACGUGGAGUGCUGGGAGGCCAGGCCGGGGUGUGUGCGGGCAGGGAGCUGGAGACGUCGGACAGGCAGCGCUGAGGGGAGCAGGGAAACAGACUGUUGUCUUAGGUGACUGAGGGCCAGGACAGGGUAUAUUGCUUUUGUUUUUAAACUGGGAGAAAUUAGGGGUUGUUUAUAUGCUGCAGGAAUGAUCCAGAAUGGGGGAGUGCAGCUCCCUGGGACCACAUUUUUAGUUUGCUCUGACCCAGCCAGGCGCUUCGCUGGGACUUGGCUGGGAAUCCUAGUCUGAGGCAGCAUUUAAUGCAGUGUUGGCAGGUUUUUUUCUACCGGAAAGGGUGGUGUCCUACCAAGUUGGGUGACUGCUCUGAGUUGAUGCUGAGAUGCAAACCGACCUAGAGUUGCUUGUGGAGGAAGCACGGCCAGUGGGAGUGGCCAAGCAGAGAUGUCCCGGAUGGCAGGGGGACUUGGGGAGCACCAGCUCUUUGCCCAUGAAGCCCCAGUGAGCAACUUUGUCAAAGGCGAGGGCCGGUCACAGCGCACAUUUCAGUCCAGACCAGGGACAACUGUUACUUUAUUGUUGUUCUUUUCAGAAAUAACCUAAUGAGCUUGGCAGCUUUUGCAUUGUUGUUACCGGUAAUGUGUACCCUUUUUCUUAUACUAACAGCCAGUAAAAACACCAGAGGGGGUUGUUUGCUUAUUUCAGGAACAGCAGUGUAGGGAGACCGGAGCACUUGGUGGGUGGCUGAGAAUGAGCCUGUGAAAUGAGCAUGGGCCAGUUCCUGGAAUGAGAAAGCAUCCGUGGGGUCUUACACACAUCGGGCGCCCUUUGUCUACACCAUCAGUGACUGUGUUUUUUGAAAAAAAACAACUGGGUAUGGGUCUGGUGCUUAAAUAGAUUUCAAGGCCUCCCACGAUGUCCAGCCCACUGUAAUACAACCUGCCCAUCGCUGGCUGACUGUCAGUUCCAGGAGAACAGGUUGUCCUCACCUCAGGAUAUGUGCAUGUCCUCUCCCUGCCGACCGGGCACUCUUCCCCAGUGUUCGCCUGGUUAACACCUGGCAUCCUUCGCAUUCUAGCUUAAAUGUCACACCUUCCCUGUCCCUGACCCUCAACCACAGUCUCCAAUGAGUUCCCUCUCCAUUGCCAGAAGUCUCAUGACUCCCUUGACUCUCCCUCCAUAGUGUAAUUACACACAAGUGUGAGCAUCCCUCUGGACAUCAGGCCCAGGCUGUUUACAGGCACCUGGUGCUCAGUCACUAUUUGUUUGGAUGCACACACAGGAGCCCCCAUGUCUCCAUGGCCCUGGGUGGUGGGGUGCCCCCCUGUCUCUGACCCUAGGUGGUGGGGAGUGGCACGUUAGAGUACCAGCCUGGGUCCAGGCCGCCUGAGUUCAGACCCAGCUCUCAUGCACCAGAUGAGCUGGUGUCCAGGCCACCUCCUCUCUGGCGAGGGCAUGAGAAUCAUCCUGUCUCAGAGGCUGGGGGGAGAGGACAAGCGCGCAGGGGCUUAGAUUUGUGCUAGCCACCAGCACUUGGCACCAGUCAACUGACUCCGGCACCCGUGGUGGGGCUGCAGGUGUUUGGCCCCGUGCUCCAGGAUUGUGCAGCAAGGAUGCUGGGCCAUGUGAGAUGGGUGGCUCGGUCUCUGUCCCUGCUGUGAUAAGGGAAGACUGGGGUGAGUACACUCCUGGUGGGCAGGGCAGUGCCUGAAAGACACAGCCUAGACUGCCUUGCCAUGGCUCUGCUGGAAACCAGAAGAGCAUGUUAAAUCCCAGGAAUCUCAGAAAGGAAAUCCUGCCUUGCUUGUGAAUCACAAGUGAGUGGUCCAGCUGCUUAAGGAAGGCAGGCCGCCACUGCCACCCAGAAGGGGGUGCUAGCUGCAGGAGGGACUGGACUUCAGGAGCUGUUCCGUCACCUGGCUUUGCAUGGGGGUAAGGCCUUCAGCUGGGUACUGCACACUGGAGAUGUGGCUUCCCAUGCGGCAGGACAUGCUAGACCACCGUUGCCUUCCGAAGCAGAUGAGUGCGGAAGAGCAAGUCAGAAGUGCCUGGAAGACAAGAGCGACCAGCCCGCACUGGGGAAGUGGGUGUGUGGGUGAGGCGUCAGGCCGCUGCCCACCCAGUCCUCACCAUGCGUGAGCCUCGGCCAACACCUAUUAAUGUAAUGCAUUUCUGGGUUGUUUUAUAUCUCAGUUAAAGAAAAAAAGAGUGGAGGGGCGGGGAGGAGGUAAGGCCAGGUGCAAGGGGUAGAGAGAGAGGCAGAGCGGUGUGCAGGCACGCCCGUCUGUGUGUGCACGGCCGUGUGCUGAGGGCCGCGGCAGGCUGGCAGGCAGGCAGGAUGUCCGAGAGCACACAGGCACGGCCAGCUGUUACAGUUCCAUCGAAGGUGUCACUGGCUGCCCUUUAAGAGGUAGUUCCUUGUUAGGUAUCAGUCUUUGCCGUAGGUGGUGAAUGAUCGAACACUUUGAAAUUAUUAACUUGCGUUCGUGUCCAUGGUCUGUGUAUGUAACCUCUUCCUCUUCUUCUUAGAGCCUGGAUUUCAGCAGUUUAAAAUGUCAGAAAAGUUGCAUGGGAACUGGAUCAGACUAUACUUGGAGGAAAAUAACUCAGAAGUCCUUUCUAACCUGGGAAUCAAGGUUCGCAGGCAGUAUUUGGAUGCCUUGAGGACCCUGGGGCUGUCCCUGAGCAGACAGGCAGCCCAGUAUGACAUCUACUCCAUGGUGGUAGGGGCCGUCGUGGUUUUGGAGGUUCUCGCCCUACUCCUGCUCAGUGUCCCGCAGGCGCUGGGCCACAAGGCCGAGCUGGAAGUCACUCUGUCGCCGCCUGUGUUCUCUCUGCUCUUUUAUUUGGUGUCCCUGAUUCUCUGGGCCCUUCACGUCACCGUGUGCACCUCGGCUGAGGGCUCCUGCUACCUGUGCAGCCUCUCCUGGCCGGCAGCAGGCGCUGUGCUGAUGCUCAUCUCCGCGCUGCUGUGUGCCGUUCUGUCUGCUCUUACCGAGGCGGUGGCCAGCGGGCAGCUUCUGAGUAAGAAUCCAGCUCAUUCCAACUCACGGUGGUCGGAGUUAGAUCUUCUUAUCCUUUUGGGGACUGUGGGCCACGUGUUAAGUCUGGGUGCCAGCAGCUUCAUUGAGGAGGAGCACCAGACCUGGUACUUCCUUGUUAACACCCUGUGUCUAGCUCUGUGUCAUGAAAUCUGCAGAAACUGCUUUCUGGGAGACGACUGUGAGCCUCAGCAUUGCUUACACGUGGAAGAAGGAUUUGACGGCGCCGCCCCCACCUUGCAGGACAAGAACGCCAGCUGUGACGUGCCAGAGCUGGGCAGAGUGACUAAGCGCCCCUCCUCCCUUGGCACGCUCCAAGGCGGUGAAAAGUGGAUGGUGAUAGCGAGCCCGUGGUUGGUACUCGCCUGCUGCCGGCUGCUGCGGUCACUGAAUCAGACGGGUGUACAGUGGGCCCACCGGCCGGACCUGGGGCACUGGCUCACCAGCUCCGAUCAUAAAACCGAGCUCUCUGUCCUGGCCGCCCUGUCCCUCGCCAUGACCUUCGCAUUGGUUCAGAGGAGGUGCUCCCUGACUUCGAAAUUAGCCUUGGCACUUGGCCUGCUGGGCGUCUAUUGCUACAGGGCGGCCAUUGGAAAUGUGCUGUUCCCAUGGCAACAAGACAACAAAGACGUUUCAAAGGGUGUCACUGAGGCUCGUCUCGUCCAUGCUUUUGUCCUUGGCAUUCUGUUCCUGGGCACCAAGGACUUGCUUAAAUCCCAGGUCAUCACUGCAGGCUUCACAGCCAAGACUGUGGGUUCCUGGGAGGUACACAGUGGAUUAGUGCUUCUGGCCGCUCUGCUGUUUAGGCCACAUAAUCUUCCGGUCUUAGUGUGUAGCCUCUUGAUCCAGACCAUGAUGACGAAGUUCAUCUGGAAGCCCCUGCGGCACGGUGCGGCUGAGGUCACUGUGAUGCAUUACUGGUUCGGUCAAGCAUUCUUCUAUUUUCAGGGAAACUCCAAUAAUAUCGCCACAGUGGACAUCUCAGCAGGCUUUGUGGGCCUGGACACCUACAUGGAGAUUCCAGCCAUGUUCCUGACGGCAUUUGCUACAUAUACGGGGCCUGUGCUGUGGGCCAGCCACCUGGUGACGUUCCUGAGUUCAGAAACCAGCAGUUCGGCACUGAGUCGUGCUGGCUUCUGUUAUGCGCUGAUCUGUUCUUUUCCGGUUUCUGCAUACAUCGUUUUGGUGACAUCCCUGCGUUACCAUUUAUUUAUAUGGAGUGUGUUUUCUCCGAAACUUCUCUAUGAGGGAAUGCAUCUACUUAUCACAGCUGCUCUCUGUGUAUUCUUCACAGCCAUGGAUCAAACCAACACAGACUCUUACCUAAACUAUUAAGAAACUGAAAAAAUAAUAUAUUUUUAAAAUAUGUUAUAAAUGGAUUUGAGUAAUGAAAAAGUCUGUUUAAAUGCAAGAUCAUUCUUUUAAAAAGAUGUGAAUUCUAUAAGGUUAAUGAAUAGCUUAAGUUUCUUUACUGUACUUGAAUUUAGAUUAAAUAGCAAGUGACUUAAUAAUAAAAUACUCAGUUUGAGUCAUAUUCCCCUGUUGACAAUCACCCUAGAAACUUCUGAACUUUUAAUUUCCUCUGGGUAAGUUAUGAUAUGACCCAAAUACGUGUUUAACUAGAAUAAAAAGAUUCCAGAUCUGUCAUGUGUGUGAACUUCAGAGAGCCCAGGGGCUGUGGGAGGGGCCGUCUGCUGCCAGAAUUUACCUUGCAGAGCUCAGACCCCUUACCACCCUGGAGACCACUGAGGGUCCCAAGAAGAUGUGGUUUAUGUGGGUUACGUCUGUCAGCAUUUAUGGCAUUUGAAAUUAAAACUAAGACAUUUCAAAAAUAUUAGUCAUUUAGAAAUAAAGAUACAAGCCCAUUGCAUGUUACAACAUUAGGAAAAGCAAUUGAUUUCUAAAAAUAUUUAGCAAGAAUGGAAUUGUUUUACAUUUUUGCAAAUCUCUUUAAUCUUUGGUUUAAUUCAAGAAGAUUGGAUCCUGCAUUCAGUCUGUUGCUAUACGUGUGUUUGGUUGAACUAGUCACACAGAUAUGUAGUUGAAAAACAGAGUAUUUUAAUAUCCUUUUUUCUGAUCAUGGUGGAUAUUCUUUUUUGAUACUGUACUAAAACUAGACAAUUGAUAGCUUCUAAAGGGUAUGUGAAGAAAAAAUAAAUGCCUGAAACCCUAUUAAUGUCUUCACCCGAGUUGACAGAAUUGUACCGAUAUUAUUUGCCUGGUUUUGACAAGUACCGUCGCAAUGUAAGAUUAUCACUGGGGUAAGUUGGGUGAACAGUACAUGAAACACUCACUACUAUUUUUGCAACUUCUUGUGAGAUUUGAACUAUUUCAAAAUAAAAGCUAUUUUUAAAAAA
Messenger RNA from Manis javanica (Malayan pangolin), 5853 nucleotides. The record is from RefSeq and is a predicted model, not a curated record. Lineage: Eukaryota; Metazoa; Chordata; Mammalia; Pholidota; Manidae.